AUGGAGUGUGGUGAUGAAAUGCAAAGGGAUUACAUCUUCCAUACUAGGUGCUUGGUGAAUGACAAGUUGUGUAGUGUGAUUGUAGAUGGUGGGAGCUGUUGUAAUGUGGCUAGUUCACUCUUGGUGGACAAGUUGGGUUUGCCUACUACUACACAUCCAAAACCAUAUGGCUUGCAAUGGUUGAAUGAUUGUGGGAAGUUGAGGGUUACAAAACAGGUGGUGGUGCCAUUCACCAUUGGCAAGUAUAAUGAUGAGGUACUUUGUGAUGUUGUACCUAUGGUUGCUACGCAUCUUUUGUUGGGCCGUCCAUGUCAGUAUGAUAGAAGUGUUGUGCAUGAUGGUAGGAAGAACAGGUACACGGUCACUAAGGAAGGUCGAACAUACUCAUUGCUUCCUAUGACACCAGCUCAAGAAUAUGAAGAUGUCUUCCCCAAUGAGUUGCCACCAGGAUUGCCACCUAUCAGAGGGAUUGAGCACCAGAUCGACUUGGUACCUGGAGCACAAAUACCGAAUAGACCAGCAUAUAGAACAAAUCCUAAAGAAACAAAGGAGUUACAAAGGCAAGUGGAGGAGCUUAUGGAGAAGGGCUAUGUUAGGGAGAGCAUGAGCCCAUGUGCUGUACCUGUGUUGCUAGUGCCAAAGAAGGAUGGGAGUUAUCGCAUUUCUGACAAGAACUUGGUAAGCAAGCUUGAGUGGAAAAAGGCAUUGAGUGGCAAGAACUCCAAGAGGGUAUUAAAAAUGUCACAAGAACAAACUAGUGGACUUAAUAUGGAUAAUCCUUUUUACCAACAAGCACUUGUUCAACAUUUGGAAAGAAUUGGUAGACAAUUGAGCAACCUAACUGACCGAAUUGAAAGAAUUGAGCAGAAUAGUGGGAAUGGUAGACAAAACACAAAUGAGGGGCAGAAUAGGGCUAGGGGAUCUAGAGUGAACAAUGCACCACCUAUAGAUGAUUGGGGGGAUGAAAAUGAUGAUGAUUCUGAUGAAGGGGAUGACCAGCACUCUGCUGCACAUGAUGACCACCAUAGACCGAGAGGGAUGACAGGUAAUAGGGGUGGAAGAGGUGGAGGCAGAAACUUGAGAAGAGGCAAUAUGGAGGAAGCAAGAGGGAGAGGGAGAGUGGAUGGUAACAUUAGUGGGAUCAAAAUGAAAAUUCCGCCAUUCCAAGGCAAAGCCAAUCCGGAUGCAUAUUUGGAGUGGGAGAGGAAGGUGGAUCUCAUAUUUGAUUGUCACAAUUAUAGUGAGGAAAAGAAGGUGAAGCUUGCAGUAGUUGAGUUUACAGAUUAUGCCAUAGUUUGGGAGUUGCACCAAAGGUUGCAAGGGCUGGUGCAAGGAAACAAAAGUGUGGAAGAAUAUUUCAAGGAGAUGGAGAUGGCUAUGAUAAGAGCCAAUGUAGAGGAGGAUAGGGAAGCCACUAUGGCUAGGUUCCUAAAGGGGCUGAAUCUUGAUAUUGCCAACUUAGUGGAGCUACAACACUAUGUAGAGCUUGAUGACAUGUUAAAUAUGGCAAUCAAGAUAGAAAAACAACUAAAGAAGAAGAAAGCAUUCAAAAUGGGUGUAGGUAUGAAUUUGGGCAACAAUGCUCCAUGGAAACCGAAUUGGAAGAAGGGUGAAAUUAGUGAUUCCAAGGUUGUUUCUAAGGAAAAGAAAGAGGAGACUAGGGGUGGAGAAAAGCCUAGUGUGACUGAGAAAGGCAAGGGACAGAAUACCUCUAGUGGGAGAACUAGGGAUAUCAAAUGUUUUAGGUGCCUAGGGAAGGGACAUUAUGCAUCUCAAUGUCCUAACAAGAGGGUGAUGGUGAUGAGGCCGAAUGGGGAGAUCGAAUCAGAAGAUGAUGAUGUUGAUGAUGAUGAUGCUAGUGAGAGUAUGCCUCCUUUGGAGGAAGCUAGUGAUGUAGAGCAUGCCGUGGGAGGAAAUAUUCUAGUGGUUAGGCGUGCACUAAGUGCACAAGCAAAGGAAGAAGAGGGAGAUGCACUGCAAAGGGAAAAUAUUUUCCACACUAGAUGCUUGGUGAAUGGUAAAACUUGUAGCAUGAUUGUAGAUAGUGGUAGUUGUGUGAAUGUUGCCAGCACACUCAUGGUUGCGAAGCUUGGCAUGCGCACCAUCAAGCAUCCUAGACCAUACAAGUUGCAAUGGCUGAAUGACUGUGGGGAAAUUAAGGUGAACAAGCAAGUGAUGUUGGCUUUUUCUAUUGGAAGGUAUAAGGAUGAGGUGUUGUGUGAUGUGGUGCCAAUGCAUGCUGGACAUAUUUUGCUAGGGAGACCAUGGCAAUAUGAUAGGAAGGAGUUUGAGGAUGUCUUCCCUGAAGAAAUACCUAAUGGGCUACCACCAAUUAGAGGCAUAGAGCACCAAAUAGAUUUUGUGCCUGGAGCUGUAAUCCCAAAUAGGCCAGCCUAUAGAACCAAUCCGGAAGAGGCUAAGGAACUUCAAAGACAAGUGGAGGAGCUUCUAGCAAAAGGCCAUGUUAGGGAGAGCAUGAGCCCAUGUUACGUAAUUGUUCUUUUGGUGCCUAAGAAAGAUGGGAGCAUGCGAUUUGUGGUGAGUGGCAAGGGAAUUGAGGUUGAUGAGGACAAGGUAAGAGCCAUUAGAGAGUGGCCUACACCUAAGUCUGUGAGUGAUGUGAGGAGCUUCCAUGGGUUGGCUAGUUUUUAUAGGAGAUUUGUAAAGGACUUCAGUACCAUAGCCUCACCCUUGAAUGAAGUUGUAAAAAAAAAUGUGGGAUUCAAGUGGGGGGAAGAACAAGAGCAUGCAUUUAAUUCACUUAAGGAGAAAUUGUGUUCUGCACCUUUACUUGCUUUACCUGAUUUUUCUAAAACUUUUGAGAUUGAAUGUGAUGCCUCUGGAGUGGGUAUUGGAGGUGUUUUGAAGCAGGAAAGGAGACCGAUUGCCUACUUCAGUGAGAAGCUAAGUGGGGCUACAUUGAACUACUCCACUUAUGACAAAGAGUUGUAUGCUCUGGUGCGUGCACUUGAGACUUGGCAACACUACUUGUGGCCGAAGGAGUUUGUCAUUCAUAGUGACCAUGAGUCACUCAAAUACUUAAAGGGGCAGAACAAGCUCAACAAGCGCCAUGCCAAGUGGAGUGAAUUCAUUGAAGGUUUCCCAUAUGUGAUUCAAUACAAGCAAGGCAAAGAGAAUGUGGUGGCUGAUGUACUUUCAAGGAGGUACACUUUACUUUCCAUGCUUGACGCUAGACUUUUAGGCUUCGAACAUGUGAAAGAAAUGUAUGCUAAUGAUGAUGACUUUGGGAAAGUGUUUGCCUUUUGUGAACAUGCUGCAUAUGAUAAAUUCUAUAGGCAUAAUGGUUUCUUGUUUAGGGAAAAUAAAUUAUGUGUGCCUAAAUGCUCAAUUAGAGAGUUGCUUGUUAAAGAAUCACAUGCUGGUGGUUUAAUGGGACAUUUUGGGGUUGCAAAGACCUUAGAAAUUUUAAAGGAACAUUUUUAUUGGCCACACAUGAAGAGGGAUGUAGAGAGAGUGUGUGCUAGAUGUGUGGCUUGCAUGAAGGCAAAGUCGAAAGUAAGGCCGCAUGGUCUAUACAUGCCAUUGAGUGUUCCUAGUGAACCUUGGGUAGAUUUAUCCAUGGAUUUCAUUUUGGGUUUACCUAGGACAAAGAAAGGCCAUGAUAGUAUUUUUGUUGUUGUUGAUCGUUUUUCCAAGAUGGCUCAUUUCAUACCAUGUCACAAGACUGACGAUGCAUCUUACAUUGCUUCUUUGUUCUUUAGGGAGAUAGUUAGAUUGCAUGGCAUUCCUAGAACAAUUGUUAGUGAUAGGGAUGUGAAAUUUCUAAGCCAUUUUUGGAAAGUCUUGUGGGGAAAAUUAGGAACAAAACUUUGUUUCUCCACCACUUGCCAUCCACAAACGGAUGGGCAAACAGAAGUUGUCAAUAGGACCGUGGGCACUCUUCUACGUGCAAUGAUUAAACAAAACUUGAAAGCUUGGGAGGAGUGCAUACCAUUCAUAGAAUUUGCAUACAACAGGUCUAUGCAUUCAUCUACUGGUUAUUCACCCUUUGAACUUGUAUAUGGUUUUAAUCCACUAACUCCUUUAGAUUUGUUGCCUUUGCCUACUAAUGAGCUUGCUAGUUUAGAUGGCAAAAGGAAAGCUUAA
Hevea brasiliensis (rubber tree) is the source of this 4107-nucleotide messenger RNA. RefSeq lists its product as uncharacterized. Bases 1 to 4107 code for a protein of 1368 amino acids. The record is from RefSeq and is a predicted model, not a curated record. Lineage: Eukaryota; Viridiplantae; Streptophyta; Magnoliopsida; Malpighiales; Euphorbiaceae. Gene Ontology annotation, molecular function: nucleic acid binding; zinc ion binding. Gene Ontology annotation, biological process: DNA integration. The transcript has 7 exons.